Molecule: messenger RNA, 495 nt
Organism: Lucilia cuprina (Australian sheep blowfly)
Lineage: Eukaryota; Metazoa; Arthropoda; Insecta; Diptera; Calliphoridae
Product: 39S ribosomal protein L28, mitochondrial-like
Exons: 3
Coding region: 1-495 (164 amino acids)
Source: RefSeq, a predicted model, not a curated record
AUGGGAGCAUGUCAAAAUCACCCUGCUUGUGAUUUACGUUCAUCUUUAGCCUUGACAUUAAAACGUAAAAUCUUACAAGAAUUGCUUUUGGGAUGUCCAGCCUAUUCCGCUCAACCGGCUGAACGUGAACGUAUUCUCAAUGAAUACAAAUGUUACUUAGAAGGUUACACUCCAGAGGAAAUUGAAUGGUAUGGCUAUACCUAUGAUGAUGCCCUUAAAAAACUACAAGCUCAAUUACGUGCCGAAAAUCCCGUUGUACCACAUAAAGUUGAAUUUCGUAUGAAAUUAAUUGAACAACUUAAGCAGGCUGGUAUACGUGAAGCAAGUGGUUCUGCUGCUGAAACAUCGGACAAACCCAAUGAAACUACAACAAAGUCAUCUGAUAAAGAUGCUGAUAUUGAAGCUUUAACCAAAUUGGAAACAUCGUCUUCAUCAUCCACCUCAUCCAAUUGGUUGUCGAAAAUCAAUCCAUUUGGCAAGAAGCAGGAAACUUAA